AGUGCUCCUCGUUCUUGGCCUUUGACUGCUGCUGCUGCUGCUUCUGCUGCUGCUGCUGCUGCUGCUUCUGCUGCUGCUGCUGCUACCUCUCUUGUCCCGCACAAGCCGCAGCCCGAGUGUCAGAACGACUCAGAGAAUUUCUGGAGUGUGUUGUGGUCCACAGGAGCGACUUACAUUCUUGUUGUCCCGGGGGAGACACCAGGGAGACACCAGGGAGACACCAGGGAGACACCAGGGAGACACCAGGGAGACACCAGGGAGACACCAGGGAGACACCAGGGAGACACCAGGGAGACACCAGGGAGUCAGUGUGUACUAGUUGAUGAAACAAGAAGGCGGAUAAUAGCAUCUAAGAAAGGGAAGAAAUAUAAAGAAAGAUUGCGUCUUCAACGAAAAUCUUCAGUUCCUGCCAUAAGUGACUGGUUGCCGUCAGCUGGCUGAGGAGCUUCGUCUUCCUCAGACAUUAUUGUUGUCGGCUUAACAAGACUUAAAGCAUAUUAACAGUGUAUAAUAACACGUGUGAAAGUUCAGCAGUAACCUGGUUCAUGUGUUAUAUGUGAUAAAGAUGUUCCAGUGAUCAUUGAAACAGUAAGAUUCAGACGAAUUCCACUUUGCGUAUUUUGAAAAAUAAAGUGAGUUGAAAACAAUGAUCAUUCUAAUAUUAUUAAUAGUGUAAUGAGGAGUGUGAACAAAAAAGACCCAUGAAUUUUAAUAAGUUAGUGAUAAUAUUAAUCCUCAAACGUCAAAAUAUAAUGUGGCAAUUACAUGAAUUAUGACAGAUUGUGGAUAGUGGUGAGACGGGAGGGACAAUGUUGAGGUGGCGACGGCAGGUGCGAGCAUCCUCCCCGCACGGCACACAAGCUCACCACUGGUGCACUGGAUACUCUGAGCCGGAGAACACCCAGCUCAGAGCCCUCAGGCGGAGCUCACAAGCAACAGAGUGCAAUAACGCAAGAAGAACGAGAAUGAGAAGAAAAAAUUGGAAGAAUUAUCAGCUUCAUACAUGUUCAUAUCAAACUUUGGAGUUACCAGUGUCUUAUGCUGUGAGAAGUUCACUGAGCCUCCUCACUCAAUCUGUUUAUUUGUAUAUAGUGGAUUGUUGUUUCCUCGUUAUGUCGUUGCUUCGGACUAAACCCGACCUAGUUGCAUGGAGUCAUCUUUGCUUUUGCGAUCUUAAGUUUAUGUGGAGUUGGACAUUUCUCAAAUUAAAACAAUAUAGCAAUGCUUAUAAUGUGAUAAUAUAUCUAAUUAUUAUGUGCUCUUUUCCUGUUGCCACUGAGGGCUUUUGUCCAGCUGGUUGUGACUGUGAUGACAGUAGCUUGACGGUAAACUGUCAAAACGUGAGCUUAGGAGUCGUUCCAAUCCUACUGAACCCUCGGGUGCAGACGAUAAUUCUCAGUCAGAACAAGAUCCGAGCCCUCUCACAGUCUCUUGUUUUUUACUCUGAUCUGAAGAAACUUGACAUAUCUGAUAAUGAAAUAAUGUCUCUUGGAAAAAGGAACUUCGAAGAGCAACAUAACUUGGCCGAGCUGAUUGUGAGCAAUAACAACCUCAAGAUACUAGAGAGCACCGAUCUGCAAGGGCUGGCGGGCCUCAAGGUAUUUCACCUGGAUAACAAUAAAAUCUUCAAUAUUGAAGACGGAGCCUUCAGGGGUUUAGUUAACCUCAUUGAACUGAACUUGUCCAAGAACAAAAUCAAAAGUUUAAGUGAAAGUAGUCUCAGUGAACUGCCAAAUUUAUGGACACUGAACCUGAGUGGGAACAAGUUAGGGAGUAUACCUAGUACCGGGCUAAUAAAUCUAACGUCCCUGUCGGAGCUGGACCUGAGUGACAAUCAGAUUUCGCAAGUGCCUGGUCGUGCCUUUAGUGGCGUCACCAGCCUGACUCGUCUCGUCCUGGACAAGAACAACAUUAGUGACAUCAGCCCCGAGGCAUUGACAGGCCUGUGUGAGCUGCGUCACCUCUCCCUCGUCGACAACCGCCUUCUGCAAGUUCCCUCAAUUGCCAUAACUGGUCUUCCUGAUCUCCAAGAACUGGACCUCAGUGGAAACCUCUUUGAGGCUCCUGGGGAUUGUUUCAAAGGGCUGACUUCCCUAUUGUCACUGUCAUUGUCCCGGUGCCCACGACUUAGUGGCAUCAGUACUGAAGCCUUCCUGAGCACGAGCGUCUUAGAGACAUUGGUACUAAGCCACAAUCCUCGCUUGGCCUUCCUUCCCCCUGCCACUCUGGCCUCGCUUCUCAGCCUCCGUCAUUUGGACCUCACAGCGUGCGGCCUCCUGUACCUCACACCCACACAGGUACCACUGCAGCAGCUGAGAAGUCUACGGGUAGCGGGUAACCCACUUCACUGCAACUGUUCACUGGUGUGGCUCAAAAAACUCACUGCUGACCCCAACGCCUCCGUCAGCGUGGACCAGCCAGCCUGUGCCAGUCCUCCAUCCCUCUACGGUGUGUCAGUGCGUGAGCUUGGUGAUGGAGGUGUGGCUUGUGAUGGACGAGUCAGCUGGUGGACCAUCUUGAUAUGUGUAGGCGUGACAUUUCUGGGCCUCGCCAUUAUCGCCAUCUUCCUCGCUUGUCGUUGGAGGAGGAAGAGAAGGAGAAAGAGGAACAACCAAGAUAAGACGAUAGGAAUGUGGGACGAAGUAUGGAGGCCAGACAACCACAUCGCUGCUACCCAUCUCCCAGCACCUCCUACCAAUGGUGACUCCACCCUCUACCCCCUCACUACACCCACACGUUUAGGACCACCCCCUCGUCUGCCCCCAGACCAUCCCCUCCACCAUCUUCACCACCAUCACCAUCAAGGAUGUCUCCAACAGUGCCCCUAUGACGCCCUCCACCCUGUCUACCACCCGCUGCUUCAUCCCGACCACAACUCAUCCCACGCUCCCCUAGACACCCCAUCGCUCUACGAGAACACUAUGCUAGGCUUCACUCAGAGCCACACCUCCACAGUGACUUCGCAGGGGCCGCCCCUUCCGCUAAGUGAUCCUCCUCACUGGUAUGCCACCAUCAGCGGCGGCGGGGAUGACAGUGGCAGGGAGAGUCGACCCAUGGGCGCCUCUCGACCUCACGAA
Cherax quadricarinatus is the source of this 3077-nucleotide messenger RNA. Its product is annotated as carboxypeptidase N subunit 2-like. The record is from RefSeq and is a predicted model, not a curated record. Gene Ontology annotation, molecular function: protein binding. Lineage: Eukaryota; Metazoa; Arthropoda; Malacostraca; Decapoda; Parastacidae. Gene Ontology annotation, cellular component: extracellular matrix.